Penicillium pulvis is the source of this 297-nucleotide messenger RNA. RefSeq lists its product as uncharacterized. The record is from RefSeq and is a predicted model, not a curated record. Bases 1 to 297 code for a protein of 98 amino acids. NCBI's taxonomy places the organism in Eukaryota, Fungi, Ascomycota, Eurotiomycetes, Eurotiales, Aspergillaceae. The transcript has 2 exons.
AUGGCUACGUGCCACUCGCUCGGAGAAGGUCAGAAAUGUUCGAGCCAUGUCUACGAGCUCAUCAAGGCGCGUAUCUUUGCCGAGUUCAAAGAUUCAUCCAAUUUGCACUACCUCGAGGACAUAGGGUUUCUUGGACCAGCCAAAACGGAGGAGCUUCAAUGCGAUACUUAUUACUCGGAGGACAUGCAUUUUGCUAAAUGCUGUACUCUUCGCGCUCGACUGCCGAUGGAAUUGUAUUCAAAGAAUCCUCACAUCGGGAGGGCGCGGAUUUCUGGGAAUUCUGAGGCAACCGAGUGA